UCUUCCGUGUCGUCGGACGAGGAUACCACCGCGGUGCUGUCGACUGCCUACUUCUGGCAGUACAACGCCCAGUGCAAGGGGCCCAAGGCGGUGCGUCUUAUCGGCGAGCACUCGCUGACGACCGCAGCUUCCGGAGCCGCCUUUCUGCUCAGCUCAACGCAGGCCGGCCCCGGAGUCUACUUGCACUCGAACGACGGCCUGCCGGUCCACGCAGAGGCUGGCGGCCAGCGGUCGUGUCUCGUCGUGCCCUGUCCGAUUGCGCCCCAUUCGCUGCCCGGCUAUCCGCUGGUCGUGUUCGAGGAUCCGGUACAGAAACGCCACGAUCUGGUCCACUGCUCCAAGUUGCGCCGAGGCGAUGGCAACGACGUCACGCCGAACCUGUCUCGUCUGCGCGCCAUGGGCGAGGAGCUGGAUCGUCUGUCGGGCCAGAUAGCCAGACAGGGCGAGAUCAUCCUGGCGGGAGCGGGGAUCGCUUCAACCGUCGCCACGACGGCUGCUAUGGCGGGCGGCGAGCCGUCGCCGUGCGCGUCGCCGUCCACCACCUGCUCGAGGUCAACCUCGGCGUUGACCUUGGCGUUGCCAUCAGCCUCGGCGUUGGUUGUGCAGCAGACGCUUGCAGGGCUGAGCACUCAAGAUCAGGCCUGGUGUGUGGAGGAGGCGAAGCGAGAAAAGAAUAAACUAGCAAGCAAGUGA
Molecule: messenger RNA, 693 nt
Organism: Protopolystoma xenopodis
Lineage: Eukaryota; Metazoa; Platyhelminthes; Monogenea; Polystomatidea; Polystomatidae
Source: the annotation of a GenBank genome assembly